Molecule: messenger RNA, 387 nt
Organism: Diabrotica balteata
Lineage: Eukaryota; Metazoa; Arthropoda; Insecta; Coleoptera; Chrysomelidae
Source: the annotation of a GenBank genome assembly
AUGGCAUUUAAAAUUAAGAAAGACAAUAAAAGCCAACUACACAAAGAGAAAUCCAUUAAAAACAAUGAAAAAUGUACAACGCUAAAAAAAUAUGUUGGUGGUUACUGUCACAGUAACACAUUAUUCGUCUCUCGAGGAACAUUUCGAGAACGUACUCAAAAUUACGAUGCCCUAGCAGCUGAACCUGGUCAAAGUGUUACAGCACCUAAACCAUCAGAGAAGUCCAGUGACGAUGAUUCAAAUAAAAACCUGGAAUUAGAUGACAGCAACAGUGAUGUUGAUAUUAACAAAGAUGAAGAGGAGGUUGAAUACUUCUGUCCUUCAUUAAAAAACAUCACGAAUGGAAAAUUCCUGUUAGUAAGUUUUUUAUCUGAUUCUCGGAAAUAG